This is a messenger RNA of Uncinocarpus reesii 1704, 1320 nucleotides long. RefSeq names its product tubulin alpha chain. Gene Ontology annotation, cellular component: nucleus; spindle; cytoplasm. Gene Ontology annotation, biological process: mitotic cell cycle; nuclear migration by microtubule mediated pushing forces; microtubule cytoskeleton organization. The record is from RefSeq and is a predicted model, not a curated record. The coding region runs from base 1 to 1320 and encodes 439 amino acids. The transcript is spliced from 8 exons. Lineage: Eukaryota; Fungi; Ascomycota; Eurotiomycetes; Onygenales; Onygenaceae. Gene Ontology annotation, molecular function: GTP binding; structural constituent of cytoskeleton.
AUGAGAGAGGUGAUCAGUUUGAACGUUGGCCAGGCUGGCUGCCAAAUGGCAAAUUCUUGCUGGGAGCUUUACUGCCUUGAACAUGGAAUCCAGCCAGAUGGACGAUUGAGUGAAGAACAGAAAGCCGCUGAGCAGGACCAGGGUUUUGAAACUUUCUUCUCUGAGACAGGUGCGCAUUCUUGCCCGAAUCUACCAUACAUCUCGCUAAAGCACUCUUCAGGACAGGGUAAAUACGUUCCACGAACAAUCUACUGUGACCUUGAACCGAACGUCGUCGACGAAGUGCGCACUGGAACAUACCGCAACCUGUUCCACCCGGAGCAGAUGAUCACUGGAAAGGAAGAUGCCUCGAACAACUAUGCUCGUGGCCCAUUAUACCGUUGGCAAGGAGAUGAUCGACAAAGUUAUGGACAGAGCUUCCUGGUUUUCCAUUCAUUCGGUGGUGGUACUGGAUCCGGCUUCGGUGCCCUCUUAAUGGAGAGAUUGGCCGUUGACUUCGCGAAAAAAACCAAACUUGAAUUCUGCGUUUAUCCUGCUCCCCAGAAUGCGACCUCUGUCGUCGAGCCAUACAACUCUAUUCUCACCACUCACACCACCCUGGAAAACUCCGACUGCAGUUUUAUGGUUGAUAACGAGGCUAUUUACGAUGUCUGCCGCAAAAAUUUAGGCAUCGAACGACCCAGCUAUGAGAACCUGAAUCGCUUAAUUGCACAAGUGGUUUCGUCGGUUACCGCAUCUCUACGCUUUGACGGUUCUUUGAACGUCGACCUGGCCGAAUUCCAAACCAAUCUCGUGCCUUAUCCUCGUAUCCACUUUCCCUUGGUUUCAUACGCGCCUGUCGUGUCUGCGGCCAAAGCAGCUCAUGAAGCUAACUCCGUUAAUGAAAUCACCAUGGCCUGCUUUGAGCCUCACAGCCAAAUGGUCAAGUGCGACCCUCGUAACGUUCCGAAAGACGUGCACGCUUCCGUGGCCGCCUUGAAGACCAAGCGCACUAUCCAAUUUGUCGAUUGGUGUCCCACCGGCUUCAAAAUUGGUAUCUGCUAUCAGCCGCCAAAGAUGGUUCCCAAUGGAGAUCUUGCAAAGGUUGACCGUGCGGUUUGUAUGCUGGCGAACACGACUGCCAUUGGCGAAGCAUGGUCUGCGUUGUCCCAUAAAUUCGACCUUAUGUUUGCCAAGCGUGCCUUUGUUCACUGGUAUGUGGGCGAAGGUAUGGAGGAAGGUGAAUUCUCUGAGGCCCGUGAAGAUCUCGCCGCCCUUGAGCGUGACUAUGAGGAAGUUGCAAGGGAUUCUGCGGAGGAUGUGCCCGAAGAAGAAUACUAA